AUGACGAACCAGGACGUGGUCGUGUCGGAGAUGGGCAUUGCGGCCGGGGCCGCGCUGCCGGGCGCGAGCCCGGCCCUCCUGGCCUGCCGGGGCGCGGCCGCCGGCGCCAUGUCCCUGCGGUACCUCGACCUGGCCGCGGCGGCCGCGCGCUCAGCCAGCUGCACCUGGGUCGACGCCAUGCGCUCUUCCUCGCCCACCCGCUCCCGCGCCGCCGCCGACGUCGAUGAGUUCACGGCCUGGAUGAUGAAGCACCCGUCGGCGCUCGGGAAGUUCGAGCAGAUUGCCAGCGCGUGCAAGGGGAAGAAGGUCGUCAUGUUCCUAGACUACGACGGCACGCUCUCCCCCAUCGUCGCCGACCCCGACGCCGCCUACAUGAGCGACGCGAUGAGAGCGGCGGUGCGCGACGUCGCGAAGCACUUCCCGACAGCGAUCGUGAGCGGGCGCUGCCGCGACAAGGUGCGCAACUUCGUCGACCUCUCGGAGCUCUACUACGCCGGCAGCCAUGGCAUGGACAUCAAGGGACCAGGCUCCAAUCCCGAGUCAGUUCUGUGCCAACCUGCAAGCGAGUUUCUCCCCGUGAUCGACGAGGUGUACAAGGCGCUGGUGGAAAAGACGAAGUCCACGCCUGGCGCCAAGGUGGAGAACAACAAGUUCUGCCUGUCCGUGCACUUCAGAUGUGUUGAUGAAAAGAGAUGGAAUGCUUUGGCCGAGCAAGUCAAGGCAGUGAUCAAGGACUACCCCAAACUGAAGCUCACUCAAGGGAGGAAGGUUCUGGAGAUCCGUCCGAGCAUUAUGUGGGACAAGGGCAAGGCCUUGGAGUUUCUGCUCGAAUCGCUCGGAUUCGCCAACUGCAGCGACGUCCUCCCGGUGUACAUCGGUGACGACCGCACCGACGAGGAUGCUUUCAAGGUGCUGAGGAAGAGGGGCCAAGGCAUCGGGAUCCUUGUGUCCAGGUGCCCCAAGGAGACGAACGCCUCCUACUCCCUGCAGGACCCCGGCGAGGUGAUGGACUUCCUGCUCCGUCUGGUGGAAUGGAAGCGGAAAUCCUCGGCGGCCCCGAUGAUUCGGCCGCGGGUGUAG
Miscanthus lutarioriparius is the source of this 1080-nucleotide messenger RNA. Lineage: Eukaryota; Viridiplantae; Streptophyta; Magnoliopsida; Poales; Poaceae. The record is from the annotation of a GenBank genome assembly.